Molecule: messenger RNA, 762 nt
Organism: Ipomoea nil (Japanese morning glory)
Lineage: Eukaryota; Viridiplantae; Streptophyta; Magnoliopsida; Solanales; Convolvulaceae
Exons: 7
Coding region: 191-604 (137 amino acids)
Source: RefSeq, a predicted model, not a curated record
UCUUUUACAAUUAAAUGAUGAGUGAUUAUCAAUGUGUUUGUCACAUUCCGAAAGCCAAGGUUGAACUAACAGCUUGAAGAAUUAAACAGGGAAACUGAUAAGAAAUUAACAGCUUGGUGGUAUAAAUUCCUCGCUGGUAGUGGAGAAUUCUCCAUCGAUUCCCACAAUUAUAAAUUUAUAAUUGGAAUGGAUGUUUCCCAUGGCUCACCUAGACGUGCAGAUGUGCCCUCAAUUGCUGCGUGGUAGUGAGCUCCAGUGCGUAUUUCUCGUUAAAGAGCUGUUAUCCGCACAAAGUCACCAAAUGGUACUCGUGACAUUUUCAGAAGGUCAAUCUCAACUUCUUUCAGCUGCUCUUGAGGUUAUUUAUGAAGCAUUAGAUGGACAUAUAAUUGGUUGGAAGAAAGCUCAAAUGAGAGAUUCUCAAAUGGAACUGAGCGUGAAAAGGGCUGUCAAUGGCACCCCCAGGAGAUGUUGCGGUUGUGGUUGCAGCUCGGUCUGUUUGCAUUAUAGUGCUGGGACGCUAUGGUGCAGCUGGCAGGGAGGUGUUAUGAUGCGUAAUGGGCAAAGUGGCUGUUCCCCUUGUCACCUAGCUUGUGUUAGUUAGUAGUUUUUAUUAUUAGCCUAGUAUAGUCUAGUGUUAGUUAUGUGCUAGCAUGGGACUUGGGGCCACAUGUCAUAGCCCCGGGGGCCUUCGUUUGUAAUCUUUAUUUAUUUAUUGUUUGUUUUGCUUUUUUUGGGAUUUAGGCCAUGUAGGGCCUAACU